Entamoeba dispar SAW760 is the source of this 630-nucleotide messenger RNA. RefSeq lists its product as uncharacterized. Gene Ontology annotation, molecular function: methylglyoxal synthase activity. NCBI's taxonomy places the organism in Eukaryota, Evosea, Mastigamoebida, Endamoebidae. The transcript has a single exon. The coding region runs from base 1 to 630 and encodes 209 amino acids. Gene Ontology annotation, biological process: methylglyoxal biosynthetic process. The record is from RefSeq and is a predicted model, not a curated record.
AUGAGCACAAAUCCACCUCCUAACGGGUCUAUCUCUAGUGGCCCUCAACAAAAUACUACUAUUCCUGAAAGGAGUGUUCAAGGACAACCUCUCUAUCAAUCUUAUCAAGGACCUAGUCAACCUCCUCAGUAUCAAAGUUACGGACAAUCACAAUAUUCAGGAGCACCUCCAAUGUUCCAAAGCCAUGGAAAUUAUCCGUCAUAUCAAUCACAACCAUCUGUGGGAAUUCAACAAAGAGUAGCAUCACAACAAAAUGUUUAUGAUAUUUCUUAUAUUCAAUCAAAUAUUGAACAGUAUUUACAAUUUUAUUAUACAGACGAUGAGAUUGUAAGAGAAUUAGAAAAAAAAGCAGUUCAACGUGAUACAACACUAUAUAUUCUUACUAAACUUAAAGAACAAAAUCCUGGUUAUUUUAAAGCCUAUGAAUUUAGAUUGGCUUUAAAAAGUCAAAUCUCUCGUUAUAAUGAAAUUAUACAACUAUAUCUUGCUACCUCAGCACAACAAGAACAAAUCCCAAUUCAACCACAACAACCUAUAACUCAACAAUACCCAAAAGAUGUGUACUCUGACUACAAUGGCGGAAGUUACAUUUCUGGUCCUUAUGGAGGUGAUCAAUCAGUUGGUAUGUAA